Molecule: messenger RNA, 2129 nt
Organism: Ricinus communis (castor bean)
Lineage: Eukaryota; Viridiplantae; Streptophyta; Magnoliopsida; Malpighiales; Euphorbiaceae
Product: chlorophyllide a oxygenase, chloroplastic
Biological process (GO): chlorophyll biosynthetic process
Cellular component (GO): chloroplast
Molecular function (GO): chlorophyllide a oxygenase activity; iron ion binding; 2 iron, 2 sulfur cluster binding
Source: RefSeq, a predicted model, not a curated record
UGCCGUCUCUUUUUUCUCUCUCUUGGGUUUUUGGUCUGUAGUUGUAGACUGUAUGCUUUCAAACGCCAUGAACACUGUUGCUACAGCUGCAGCUCUCUCUUUGCCCAUUUCUUUGUGUAGAUCAUCUAAACAUAACUCUAAAAAGGGGGUUAGGGGUGGGUUUGGGGUGUUUGCGGUAUUUGGGGAGGAAGGUGGGGUGCUAGAUAAGAAGAGUGUAUGGAGUACCCUCUUUGAUGUGGAGGAUCCAAGAUCCAAGAUGCCUCAGUUGAAAGGGAAGUUCUUGGAUGUGAAUCAAGCACUUGAAGUGGCUAGAUUUGAUAUUCAAUACUGUGACUGGCGAGCCCGACAAGAUGUUCUUACCAUCAUGCUUCUUCAUGAAAAGGUUGUGGACGUUUUAAAUCCUCUUGCUCGUGAUUAUAAGUCUAUUGGCACCGUGAAGAAGGAACUUGCUGGACUGCAAGAAGCAUUAGCCCAAGCUCAUCAGCAGGUUCAUCUAUCUGAAGCAAGGGUUUCUACAGCUUUAGAUAAGCUAGCUUACAUGGAAGCACUGGUUAAUGAUAGGCUGUUGCCAGAUAGAAGCACAACAGAGACUAGCCAUACAUCCCCUUCUACCAGUACUGCUCCUCAAUCUCUGGAUACUGUACAGAGGAGAUCACCCCGAAAAAGCUUGAAUGUGUCAGGUCCAGUUCAACCAUACCAUUCUCACCUUAAGAAUUUUUGGUACCCUGUUGCGUUCUCCACUGACCUGAAGGAUGAUACCAUGAUUCCAAUUGAUUGCUUCGAGGAACCAUGGGUGAUCUUUCGCGGUAAAGAUGGGAAACCUGGAUGUGUCCAGAAUACCUGUGCACAUAGGGCAUGUCCUCUUCACCUUGGUUCAGUAAAUGAGGGUCGGAUCCAAUGUCCUUACCAUGGGUGGGAAUACACAACAGAUGGUAAAUGUGAAAAAAUGCCAUCUACUCGACUACUUAAUGUAAAAAUAAAGUCAUUGCCGUGUUUUGAGCAAGAGGGAAUGAUAUGGGUUUGGCCUGGCAGUGACCCUCCGGCAGCAACACUUCCUUCUUUGCAGCCUCCGGCAGGUUUUCAUGUCCAUGCUGAGAUUGUCAUGGAACUUCCAGUGGAACACGGCCUACUUCUGGACAAUCUUUUAGACCUUGCGCACGCCCCUUUUACUCAUACGUCUACCUUUGCAAAGGGUUGGACUGUUCCAAGCUUGGUGACAUUUUUAACACCUGCAUCUGGCCUCCAAGGAUACUGGGACCCAUAUCCAAUAGAUAUGGAAUUUCGACCACCUUGUAUGGUUCUAUCAACCAUCGGGAUCUCAAAGCCUGGAAAGCUAGAGGGCAAAAGUACCGGCAAUGUGCAACUCACCUUCACCAGCUUCAUGUAUGCUUGCCUUCUUCAAGACAAAAGACUAGAUUAUUAUACAGAAUGUCACUUGAUUUCUCCGCUGCUAAAGCAUAUUCCUUUCAUGGAAUAUCUAUGGAGACAUUUUGCUGAGCAGGUAUUAAAUGAGGAUCUGCGGCUUGUAGUCGGACAGCAGGAGCGGAUGAUAAAUGGUGCAAAUGUGUGGAAUUUACCAGUUACUUAUGAUAAACUAGGAGUAAGGUAUAGGCUAUGGAGAGAUGCUGUGGAAAGAGGAGCAAAGCAAAAUCCUUUCAGCAAACCAACGUAAAUAAUUUCUUUUUUCUUUUCUUUAAGAAAAACGACCUAACUUCUCCAGAUGCUUUUCAAGAAUCAAGCCCUCUCUUCCAACUUAUUCGUUCUGGGGUUGGCUUGCAAAUAAUCAACCACUGGUAGGCAGCGUGUGCAGUUUGGCCUUUGGUCUCUAAAAUAGGACAUUCUUGCACUGUCAGAGGUGGAAACUGUUGAUUGAUCUGUGGCAGAGAGAGACUGUUUCUGCAUACUAAUCCUUGCAAGAUAAAAGAGAAAUUGUACACUACCUUAAUUGAUUUUGUGUACAGUGAGAUUCAAUUUCAUCUCUUUGAAAGCCAAUGAUAGCCUUGAAGAUUGCUUGCUAUCAGCUUUAUUAUGAAGCUCUUGGUGUUUGAAAGAUGAGAGAUCUCUGUUGUAUCAUAUUAUAACAUUUAUAUUUAACGGAAUCGCAAAAUUUCCACCUUGUUGCCCAUCAA